UAGUUAAUUUUCCCAUUAAGAGCAGAACACACAGUUGAUAAAAUUCCAAAUUUUCUUUUUCACGAUGAAUAAUUGUACCACGAUUAAUUGUCCCUGUAAGAGCCGCAAGGGAGAGGCUCACGAAUGCUUCUACGACUGCAACAGCGAUACGGAGGGGGACGAUAAUGGUGCCCCUGGUGGGGAUGUUUGCAAGGUGGUCGCCCAUCAGGAGGAUCCUUCGCACAUGCGUGCCGUUUUGGAGAAUGCCCUUCACGCCACACAGAACCUGCUCGGUUGCUAUGGGUCGCCCGUGGCACCCACUGUACGUAAUCCUGCCCCACCCGGGAUGCACUACUAUCCAGCCACGCUGGAGGUAUCUGUGACCCUUAACUCGGAGCAGUCGUGCCUCUGUCCCAAGCAUCGCCGGUGCCGACUACGCGGCGAUCCGGUGAAACUCAAGCUCCCCAUCGAGCUGAAUCCAGAGAGCGGUCAAGUGAAGGUGAACAUCUUCCAGCCCCGGCCUGUGGUGACUAUCAGUGACUGUCGUCAAUGUGGCGCCGGCCUUCCCGACGAUGCUGGCGACAGGUGCAACACCAAGAAGCGGAAGUCUUGCUCCUGCGUACGUAAAGUUCGCUGGUGCAAGGAGGAGCCAAGAGAAGGCUGAGUGUUUGUAGUGGAAUAUGUAUUGAUAGGCUAUCGACUGAUUGAUUAUAUAAAAGGUGCUCCUU
This is a messenger RNA of Drosophila guanche, 707 nucleotides long. RefSeq lists its product as uncharacterized. The record is from RefSeq and is a predicted model, not a curated record. Lineage: Eukaryota; Metazoa; Arthropoda; Insecta; Diptera; Drosophilidae. Bases 65 to 643 code for a protein of 192 amino acids. The transcript has a single exon.